This is a messenger RNA of Saccharomyces mikatae IFO 1815, 834 nucleotides long. RefSeq names its product Osw1p (gene OSW1). The record is from RefSeq and is a predicted model, not a curated record. The coding region runs from base 1 to 834 and encodes 277 amino acids. The transcript has a single exon. Lineage: Eukaryota; Fungi; Ascomycota; Saccharomycetes; Saccharomycetales; Saccharomycetaceae.
AUGAGAGCACCACCUUCGCCAAGAAAGUCUAGAUCUGGUCAUUUGCUUUAUCUAUAUUUUCGACUUCGUCAAUGUUUUCGCUGUCAGGGAUUGAGGAGGAGAUGGCACAUCCACAAACUGCAUAUUCAUCAAUACAAUACUCGCUGGAACUUAAGUCCCCUUUCCGAAACACGCAUCGAAGAUAUGAUAAACGUGCCUUCUGGUUUGUGUUCAGAAAGUGCUAAAAGAAAACCGCUACUAAUAGCGAGGUUUUCAAAGGGCUGUCAAGAAUCACCGAGGGUGUAUGUGCUGCAAAGAAAUAAUUUGUCCCGUUUAAGAUUAAGUAAAAGAAAAUAUGCCCUACGGUUCUAUCACAGCAAUUUCUUUGGUAAGGAUUCAAAAAUAAAUGAAGGAAGUAUCUACGAUAUUCAACAUCAACAGUGUGCAGAAACAGUCAGAAAAAUAAAAAAAGUUGCAGCAAAGCAUGCAGAUAUCAAAAUAAUAUUUCAUGAUAAGAAUACUAUAAGAAGUGACAAAUUGAGAGGAGGAAAUAUUAGGAAACUGCAUAUGCCCGGUGUUCUUGAAGAAGAAGAGGAGGAUUCUUCUUCAGUAUAUAUUCGGUUCUGUGAUAAUCAUUCCCUGAGGGUUAAAGAUUAUCACUCCUUGAAUAGGCAUUCUAACAAAUCUCAUUUACAAAAGCGAAGCAAUGUUGCAAUUAGUAAAUCUAAAUUUUUUGCAAGGCUUUUCGAGGAGGAACCAUUGCAGGAAAAAAAGAGUACAGAGAAGAAAAGUGAUGCGAUUAUGAUUAAAGAAUUUCACAAUUAUCGUGUCGUUUCCUUCUCUCGUGUCAUUUAA